CUCACCUGUGAGCCACAGCCGGCCCCUCCAGGGGGAGCCCCGUACGACGCCCUUCCGGAUUGGACGCGCUCGAAAUCCCGGGGCGGGCAUUAAGGCCUAGCGCUCUAGGGGACUGGCCACCCUGGCGGACCGACGUGCGGCCGACGGAGCUGGUUCGCCCGCGGCCCCAGCUGGGCGGAAGGCGGGCCCCUCUCCGCGGGUCCCCUGUCAGUUAUUGGCUCCCUGCGGUUUCCUUGGGGACGUGGCGCCGCCGGCGGCCCAGGCCUCCUUCCGGCUCGGUUAGAGGCCGCGGGGAGCACCUCCGGACCUAGCAGAGCGGAGCUGAGGGAGCCGGCGGGCCGCUCGACCCGCUGCAGACUUCGGAGAUGACUGGGACGAGGAGACCACCUUCUCAAGGCAAAAGGAAAAGGAGGUGACAGGCCUUGAGACCACUGAAGGGAACCCAUGGCUAGGAUCAGUUUUUCUUACCUCUGCCCAGCUUCCUGGUACUUCACUGUGCCCACAGUGAGCCCAUUUCCCCGGCAGCGGGUGGCAUUCCUAGGACUCUUCUUCAUAUCCUGUCUCCUUUUGCUUAUGUUAAUCAUGGACUUUAGACAUUGGGGUGCUUCAUUACCACGAGACAGGCAAUACGAAAGGUAUUUGGCUCGAGUAGGAGAUCUUGAAGCUACUGACACUGAAGACCCAAAUCUAAAUUAUGGACUUGUUGUGGACUGUGGCAGCAGUGGCUCUCGGAUUUUUGUUUAUUUCUGGCCAAGACAUAAUGGGAAUCCUCAUGACUUGUUGGACAUCAAACAGAUGAGAGACCGUAACAGCCAACCAGUGGUUAAAAAAAUCAAGCCAGGAAUCUCUGCAAUGGCAGACACUCCAGAACAUGCCAGCGAUUACCUUCGUCCUCUGCUGAGCUUUGCUGCUGCUCAUGUGCCUGUGAGGAAGCACAAGGAGACCCCCCUUUACAUCCUAUGCACAGCAGGCAUGAGGCUUCUCUCCGAGAGGAAGCAGUUGGCUAUCUUGGCUGAUCUAGUGAAAGAUUUACCUCUGGAGUUUGACUUCCUCUUUUCUCAGUCUCAGGCAGAAGUGAUCUCUGGGAAGCAGGAAGGGGUUUAUGCAUGGAUUGGAAUCAACUUUGUUCUGGGAAGAUUCGACCAUGAGGAUGAAUCAGAUGCCGAGGCUCCCCAGGAGUUGGCAACAGGACGCAGAAGGACAGUAGGGAUACUGGAUAUGGGAGGAGCCUCUCUCCAAAUUGCUUAUGAAGUUCCUACCUCAACUUCUGUCCUUUCUCCACAACAGGAAGAAGCUGCGAAGAUCUUGCUGGCCGAGUUCAACCUGGGCUGUGAUGUGCAACACACUGAACAUGUGUAUAGGGUUUACGUCACAACCUUUCUGGGAUUCGGGGGCAACUUUGCCCGGCAGCGCUAUGAAGACCUUGUGAUGAAUGAAACUCUUAACAAAAACAGGUUGCUGGGCCAGAAGACAGGUCUGAGUCCUGACAAUCCAUUUCUCGAUCCCUGCCUGCCUGUGGGACUCACAGAUGUGGUGGAAAGGAACAGCCAGGUCCUUCAUGUCCGAGGAAGAGGGGACUGGGUGGCUUGUGGGGCCAUGCUGAGCCCCCUGUUGGCUCGCUCCAGCACCAGCCAGGCCUCACCGAAUGGCAUCUACCAGUCACCCAUUGACUUCAACAACAGCGAGUUCUACGGUUUCUCCGAGUUCUUUUACUGUACAGAGGAUGUGUUACGCAUCGGUGGCCGCUACCACGGGCCAACGUUUGCCAAGGCUGCUCAGGAUUACUGUGGCAUGGCUUGGUCAGUACUCACUCAGAGAUUCAAGAAUGGCCUCUUUUCAUCACAUGCAGAUGAGCAUCGACUCAAAUAUCAGUGUUUUAAGUCAGCUUGGAUGUACCAAGUUCUUCAUGAAGGAUUCCACUUUCCCUAUGACUACCCAAAUCUGCAGACAGCCCAACUGGUCUAUGACCGAGAGGUUCAGUGGACACUGGGAGCCAUUUUGUAUAAAACACGCUUCUUACCACUCAGGGAGCUACGGCAGGAAGGUGCCCGACAAGCCCAUGGUAGCUGGUUCCGUCUCUCCUUUGUGUACAACCACUAUCUUUUCUUCGCCUGUAUCCUGGUGGUGCUACUGGCCAUCAUCCUGUACCUUCUGCGGCUACGCCGAAUUCACCACCGACAAAGUCGAGCCUCAACCCCAUUGGACUUACUGUGGAUCGAGGAGGUGGUGCCCAUGAUUGGGGUACAGGUUGGGCCAUGAGGCUGGACAGGUUCUAGGGGAACUCAAGUAUUCAGAAUUGCUGCCCAUUGAAUUCCACCACUUUCUGGUACUGGCCUCAGAUGCUGCUUUGCCUGACUUUGUGGAUAUUUGGCCUUGAAAUUUCUACUUUAAUACCUACUUUAAUUCAUUCUCAAUAUCCAGGUCCUCUUCUCUGAGAGAAGCUGUAAUUUAGUCUAUGAAGAACUAAAUGAGAGAUUGGUGCUAACAAAGGGAACCAACUUUAGUCCAAUUGAAGCAUGCUUCUACUCCUUUAUCUGAGUGAUUUGGUGUGCUCCUGGGAUCUAGACGUUUCUCCCCUUGCUUAAAGCUUGAAGUUUGGCAUUGGGCACACUGGAAGUCUGGUUGAAACCAAACUUGGAGCAUCUGAUUCAAAGCCGAAGACAUUCUAGCAAGUGCAGCAGCCCCUUCUUUCUCUGUAACAGAGAUAUCACUUAUGUGGAGAUCCACAGCCUUUAAUAGGGAUCCAAGAUCUUUGCAGUUCAGCGGAACAAAUACGAAUUUCCAGGCAACCAAAAUAACACAGCUUCUUUGCUUACUCGACAAAGAAGCCAUUGUGAGUGUGGUCCAAGAUCCCUGACAUACUGUUGCUGAUGUUAGUUCGUGAUUUUAAAAGGUUAGAACCCUUUCUAAAUGAAUGGUCCAUUGACGAUUUUAACAAUAUGUUAUCUGAUGCCUGGUAAGACCAGGAUAGAAAAUUUUUCCAUGUCUAUGUGCCUCACAGGCUGUUUGGGCAUUAAUUUUUCUUUUUGAACCUUAAGUGUGCUUGUAGGGUUGGAGAGACUGUGAUGGGAAUUGGAGGCCUAGAUUUUUCUGGUUUCAGGUCACUGUCCUCUAGGCCUAUUUUUAUGAGUCCUUAUGUGGGAAGAUUCAAAAAAAAAAGAGUUCCUUUAUCUCACUGCUAAGAUCAAUAUGCAUUUUGGGAAGGGAUGCAUUUGGAUUGUUUUUAAAGAAGGAAAGAACAGUAUCAGGAGAGUGGACAAAGGCAAUAAAUCCAAGCUCUUAUUUAUUAAUGUUUUUCUGAGAAACAGACGUUCUCUCAGUUUGACUCUUGGAAUAUUUGAAAAGAAGCAAAUCCCAAACUUUGGAAUAAACAGAUAAAUCUGUUAAUAAUCUACCUGGCAACUUUCAGAAUAUUUUUUAAGAGAUUUCUCAGUCAUAAACAGCAUUUCCAUUAAUGGGGAGAGAGGAAAAGCCAUAGUAAUUACAUUUUUAUCUCCUACCCUUCAGGAGCUUUGCUUUUUCUCUGCAUUUAGCCUUCAAAUUGCACAAGGAUUUCUUUUUCAUCCCCGUGGAACCUUCUUUAUACGUUAAUAACCAUUCCUCUAUGUAGCCUUAAAUGUCCUGCCCAAGAAUAUGCUCCCAGAGUUAAAACAGUUUUCUUUUUUGUCAGCUUUGAGUUCUAGGAUUACAUGAGUAGGGGAAAGGUCCUUGACUUUAAAGGGAAAAGAAAGUGGAAUUCUUAAAAAAUAAAUUCCAUACUGGGAGCAGAAAGGAAUUAAGUGCUUCAUAAAACCAAGAAAAAUAAAUCCAAAUCCUCCUAGAACUAUACUGGGUUGAAAAUAAGUAUACUGACUCUUGGUUGGUAGGUGAAAAGAUCAUGAGUCUUGAAUUGUUUUCAAAUUAGAUAAAAAUGGUUCCAGCAAAGAGUCUUACAGGUUCCUUUGGAAGUACUUUUUACUUUUCAUUAGGGCUUAUGUCACAGCUUCCUUUAAUUUUUAAGAUUUCUAAAUUGCCUUGGUUUUCUUUGACUUCUUAUCUUUGUACUGUGAGUGACCCCUUGCCUUAUGAAUGCUGCUUAUAAAUAAUGUCAUAGUAUGUUUUGCUAGCCAUUGCCUACUCAGGUAACUCUUUUCCCCUCACCUUGGUUUCCAAAUACUAUUUUUGGUUUUCUUGUGUGAUCUAGUCAAAGAUCUCAAAAACUGCCUAGUUGGCUAACAGUGAUCACAUCUGUAUGCUCAGAAUGAAACUGAAGCAUGGAGGAGGUGGUGAUUAGUCCAAUCUAAUGAGCUCAAAAGUUAUUCUUCAUCCUGGCUAUGAUAAUAGCUACCAUUUGCAAAGCACUUAUUGUGUACCAGACACAUCUUUAAGAAUUUUAUGUAUAUUAUUUGCUCAGCAUGAUAACCUUUCAGAUUAUUGUGUUCUUUUUAUAGUUGAGAAACUCAGGAUAUCUGUUUAUCAUUUUUUCCAUAUAAAUGUAUUUCUUAAUUUAUUUUAAUUAGUCUUUGAUUUUUUUUUUUUUUUUUGCGGUACGCGGGCCUCUCACUGUUGUGGCCUCUCCCAUUGCGGAGCACAGGCUCCAGACGUGCAGGCUCAGCGGCCAUGGCUCACGGGCCCAGCGGCUCUGCGGCAUGUGGGAUCUUCCCGGACCGGGGCACGAACCCGUGUCCCCUGCAUCGGCAGGCGGACUCUCAACCACUGCGCCACCAGGGAAGCCCUGAAUUUUUUUAGUGUUAUAUCCUUUUAUUAUUUUAAUAUUAUAGGAUCUAGGCUUGUCUACUGCAGUGAGUAAGGCAUCUUAGAGUUCCAUGGUAUAAAAAUAAGAAGGACGAAUUUUUGUCAUACCCCUCAGAAAAACUGAGUAUUUGCUCCUGGUUCUGGUUCCUGAGCUUCGUCCAUUGCUCCCAAUUAAAAAUUUUAAAUCAAAUCUCAUUAGCUAGAAACAGAAGCCAUUUAUCCCUUGCUGAGUGCCAGUUAUAUAUAUUACUUUCUCAAAAUGAAAUAUUCUUACUUAUAGAAUCAGACAGUCUAUCUUCCCUUUAACCCUGUUUUUGCCCUCAGUUUUAAAAGAUUUUUAAAGACUUCUAUUUGCAUUUCUGCAUUUUGAGCGGUUCUCAUGUGAAAAUAAUUAUGAUUUCAUAAAAUUCACAUUCCACUGGCUCCUUUGAAUCUUACCAAGCAGUCUUCCUUAUAACAGCAGCAGUGAACCUGAACUGUUUCAGUGCUUUAAUUACUGAGAUAGGUCACAAAUGUCAAAGUCGAGCCAGUGGCUUACAGGAGUGAGGCUUUAUUAUUUUUUAUGUUGGCACAUCCCAUCACUUUUCUCUGAAUUCUUAUCAUGAGAACAUAAUAAAAAUAUGUAUAAUACCCAAUUAUUUGGCAUUACAUUCACUUAAGUUGCAGUUAAUUCUAAGCCAAAUUAUACCAUCUUUCUCUCUGUACCUUAGCUCCUUGAAUUGAUUUUCCUUGGUCUAGGAAAUUUUAGGCACUUUCCCCCAACCUUGUAUUUAUUCUUCUAAUGUUAUCCAAAGUAUUCUGCCUCUGCCUCCUCAACCUAAGAGCUUUCUUUAACUUCAGAGGCCUUAGGCAGUGAUUAUUAAAAUGUGGUUGAGUCUGCCAUACACUUGCUAAGCUAGUCAGUUUAGGCAUUAACACUUAUUAUCACCUCCAUAUUUAUAUUUUUGAGAUACAAUAACUUCUCACUGGUAUUAUCUAGCUGCCCCCCUCACCCCUAUUCUCAUAGUUUUGUGUUCUGCUUUUUGUCAGGGGUGAAAGACAAGUGGGUGGUGUGAUUUAGGGCAAAGAACAGCAGGCUUGGAAACAGCAGAUUUGGAUUUUAGCCCUGGCUUUGUCAUUAAGUAGCUCUGGUACCCCAGGCAAGUCACCUGCCCUCUGUGGUUCAUUUCUCAUCUAUAAAACAAGAUGGCUGGACAAGAUGAUCUGAGGCCAGUUCCAAAGGGAGAAAAACUGGCCUAAAGAACUAAAGGCAGAGAAGGUAGAGAAGUGAUAUAGUAGUUUCAGGAAGAGGAUUGUGGCCUUUGGUUUAGAAGAUCAGGCUGCCCAAAAGAACCAGUGGUCAUUUCCUACUUUAUCCAUAGUCCCUGACAUUAAGGUUGGUGGGAAUGGACUUUCCAAAAGCAAUCAUCAUACAUCAAUUUCAGAAAAUGAGAUUUUUUUUUUAUGCUACUGACAAUUAUUUAUUGAAAUCAGUGCUUAAGAAACUCUACCUGUGAACACUUUGAAAUCCCAGUUCAAAUCACAUUAAAAUAUUCCAUGAUUCAUACUUUCAACGAAUUCAGAUUGGUCUGUCCCAGUUUAUCCCAACUGGUGAAGUUUUACAAAAUAAACAUCUUUAGCUUCCUAGAGUUACAUUUUUACUUGUUUGACUUAUUUGCUGAUUUUUGUAAUGUGCUUUUAUGAUAAAAAAUUCUAUGAAAGUGCUAGGACUAUUGGUUAGACAUUACUUUUUUUUGAAUUUUAUUUUAUUUAUUUAUAGAGCAGGUUCUUAUUAGUUAUCCAUUUUAUACAUAUUAGUGUAUACAUGUCAAUCCCAAUCUCCCAAUUCAUCCCCCCCCACCAAAUUUCCCCCCUUGGUGUCCAUACGUUUGUUCUCUGCAUCUGUGUCUCAAUUUCUGCCCUGCAAACCAGUUCAUCUGUACCAUUUUUCUAGUUUCCACAUAUAUGCGUUAAUAUACCAUAUUUGUUAUUCUCUUUCUAACUUACUUCAUUAUGUAU
This is a messenger RNA of Orcinus orca (killer whale), 6732 nucleotides long. RefSeq names its product ectonucleoside triphosphate diphosphohydrolase 7 (gene ENTPD7). The record is from RefSeq and is a predicted model, not a curated record. Gene Ontology annotation, biological process: nucleoside diphosphate catabolic process. Gene Ontology annotation, cellular component: membrane. The transcript is spliced from 13 exons. Gene Ontology annotation, molecular function: nucleoside diphosphate phosphatase activity. Bases 445 to 2259 code for a protein of 604 amino acids. Lineage: Eukaryota; Metazoa; Chordata; Mammalia; Artiodactyla; Delphinidae.